Molecule: messenger RNA, 2094 nt
Organism: Lachancea sp. 'fantastica'
Lineage: Eukaryota; Fungi; Ascomycota; Saccharomycetes; Saccharomycetales; Saccharomycetaceae
Source: the annotation of a GenBank genome assembly
AUGGCCAGAAAAAGAAACUUCAAGAAGGGCAACAAGAAAACGUUUGGGGCCAGAGACGAUUCCAAUGCGCAGAAGAACUGGACUGAGCUGCAAAAGGAGAACGAAAAAUGGGAGAAAUACUACAAAGACCUCGGUUUGAUCCCAGAAGACCAAUGGGACGAAUUUAAGAAAACGUGUCAGGCCCAGCUACCUCUCACAUUCAGAAUCACCGGAUCCAGAAAACAUGCUCACGAAGUUCUGUCUCUUUUCGAAGAACAGCAUUUGCCCAAUCUCACCAAUUGCGAGUUCGAAGGUGAAGUCAUCAAGGCGCCAACAAGACUGCCAUGGUACCCAGAAAACCUAGCUUGGCAAUUGGACGUUUCCAAGCAGGUGAUUAGGAAAAACGAGCAGUUUUCGAAAGUACAGAGAUUUCUGGUGGUGGAAAAUGCCGUUGGUAACAUUUCUAGACAAGAGGCAGUUUCUAUGAUUCCUCCUAUUGUCUUGGACGUCCAACCCGAACAUGCAGUGCUCGAUAUGUGUGCUGCUCCAGGCUCCAAAACUGCUCAACUGAUCGAAGCCCUUCAUGCCAAUGAAGACGAACCCAGUGGGUUUGUUGUCGCAAACGACGCGGAUCACAGAAGAUCUCAUAUGCUGGUGCAUCAGUUGAAAAGACUCAACAGCGCCAACCUCGUUGUGGUCAACCACGAUGCCCAAUUCUUCCCUCGUGUCAAGACGGAUAAGGACUCCAACCAGUUUUUGAAGUUCGACAGAGUGCUUUGUGACGUUCCGUGUUCAGGUGACGGUACUAUGCGUAAAAAUGUGAAUGUCUGGAGAGAUUGGUGUACGGGCUCUGGAUUAGGUCUGCACACUGUUCAGCUAAACAUCUUGAAAAGAGGUCUUAAUCUACUGAAGAAAGGCGGCAAACUGGUAUACUCAACUUGCUCCAUGAACCCCAUCGAGAAUGAGGCUGUCGUUGCCGGUGCUCUUAGACACUUUGGUGAUAAAAUCAAGCUAAUUGACUGCCAGGACAAACUACCAGGUCUAGUAAGAAGUAAAGGAAUCAGUGAAUGGCCCGUCAUCGACAAAAAUUAUGUGAAGAAGGAAAAAGGCGACGAAGGUACUCACGACACAUGGUUUCCACCAACCCCGGAAGAAGCGGAAGCGUUUUCUCUUGAUCGCUGCAUAAGAGUUUAUCCUCAUCAACAAAACACUGGAGGAUUUUUCAUCACCGUCUUUGAAAAGAUUGAUGGAGAGGCCGAAGAGAAACCUAAGCGUGCUGGAACAGACGAGCCAAAAGAAGAACUUGUCACUGAGAAAAAACAAAAGACUGAAACAGGUGUUGCCGCCCCUGCUCCAGUAAAAAAGGAAAAACUUCCGAGAGACGCCAAUGAAGAGCCAUUCGUUUUCUUGGAUCCAAAGCAUCCUGAACUUGAAAAAUGCUGGUCCUUUUAUGGAAUUGACGACAAAUUUGAUAAAUCAUCUUGUCUUGUAAGAAAUGCUGCAGGGGAACCAACUCGUGUCAUAUAUUACGCGAGCUCCUCUCUCAGAAACAUCAUUGAAGCUAACGAUGAUAGAUUGAAAUUGAUUUAUUCUGGUGUUAAGCUUUUCGUGUCUCAAAGGUCUGACAUUGAGUGCUCUUGGAGAAUUCAAAAUGAGGCCUUGCAGAUCAUGAAACAUCACAUGAACCCAAGCAGAGUUGCUGACGUUAACAUGGAGUGUCUAAAGAUGUUGUUGAUGGAGUCCUUCCCAAAAUUCGAAGAUAUGGAAGAAAGUCACAUUGAUGACAACUUUUUGAGAAAAAUGAAAUCUCUCUCCGCUGGCUGUGCCUUUGUUAACGUUAAUAGGGGCGAGGACAAGGAAAGCCUGUUCAUGCCUUUGUGGAAUGGAAGUAAAUGCGUCAAUUUGAUGGUUUGCAAAGAAAAUACACAAGAAUUGUUGCAUCGCCUUUUCGGCGACGAAGCUGCACUAAAACAGGCUGCAAAUGCAAAAGAGAACCAGAAAGCCGCAGCUGCAAAAACCGAGGAGACUACAAAUCAGGUUGCAGAAGAAGCAACUCCUGCUCCUGAAGAAUCAGCCCCAGCUGCUGAAGAAGCAACUUCCGCUGCCAAAGAAUGA